Molecule: messenger RNA, 803 nt
Organism: Lycium ferocissimum
Lineage: Eukaryota; Viridiplantae; Streptophyta; Magnoliopsida; Solanales; Solanaceae
Product: UDP glycosyltransferase 9-like
Exons: 1
Coding region: 50-766 (238 amino acids)
Molecular function (GO): UDP-glycosyltransferase activity
Source: RefSeq, a predicted model, not a curated record
AUAAAUAAAUAAAUCUUCUUUCUGCACAUAUUGCUAGGUGGUAAAGUGGAUGGCAAGCAAAUGGCCAAUCAAGACAAUAGGACCUUUGAUUCCCUCAACAUAUUUAACCAAAACUCACAAUGAUAAUGGCAAAGAAGACUCUCGAAUCCAUCUAUUCAAACCAGAUUAUGAAUCUUGCAUGAAAUGGCUACACGAGAGAGACGAUAACUCGGUGAUUUACGUAUCAUUUGGGAGCGCUGCUGGAGUUGAACAAGAACAAAUGGAGGAACUUGCAUAUGCUUUAAAGGAAAUCAAUCAAUAUUUCUUGUGGGUUGUGAGAGAUUCUGAAGAACAUAAACUUCCUAAAGAUUUCAAGUCAGAGUCAUUAGAAAAAGGUCUUAUUGUGAAGUGGUGCAAUCAACUUGAUAUUUUGAAUCAUAAGGCAAUUGCAUGUUUCUUGACACAUUGUGGAUGGAAUUCUACUCUCGAAGCAUUAAGUAUGGGGGUGCCAAUGAUAGCUAUACCACAAUUUGUUGACCAAAUGACUCAUGCAAAGUUUAUUGAAGAUGUGUGGAAAGUUGGAGUACGACCUAAAUUGAACAAAAAAGAAAUUGUCACAAGAGAAGAAAUUAGUACUUGUAUUGAUGAAGUUGUUCAUGGGAAAAGAGGAAAGGAGUUUAAGAGAAAUGCUCUUAAGUGGAAAGAUUUAGCCAAACAAUCAAUGUUUGAAGGUGGAAGUUCUCGUAAGAAUAUAGAAGAAUUCAUUUCAAAAGUCACGUCUCUUUAACUUAGGCACGUGUUAUUGAGUACCUAACUACUCUCUC